UUGCCCGGGCCCCUUUUGCAGGCGCGCGUGCCCGCGGGAGCCGGAAGCCGGGCGGCGCGGCCUCCUCUAGGCGUUCCCUCUCGAUGGUCGGGAGGCCAGCCAGCUUCCGGCCAGCCCUCCUUCCUCCUGUCGAGCUGCUGAGGCUGCUCAGGGCGGAGGAGGCAGGCUGGGGAGCUGCAGUUAAUUUAGGUAAGUACAGCAUUUGCUCGCCUGGCCCUGACUUGGAAAGCGUGAAGAUGUCUGAUGAGGAGGAAAAACUUAAUCUGCGUCGCCUCGAGCCGGCUAUCCAGAAGUUUAUUAAAGUUGCGAUUCCAACGGAUUUGGAGAGACUGCGGAAGCAUCAGAUAAAUAUCGAGAAGUACCAGAGAUGCAGUCUGUGGGACCGGUUGCACGAAGAGCACAUCAAUGCGGGGCGCACAGUGCAGCAACUGCGAGCAAAUAUCCGAGAGAUGGAGAAGCUUUGCGUGCGGGUUCGAAAGGAAGACCGUCAGGCUCUGGAGCGGAUGAUCAGCCCGGUGAAAGAGGAGGCCUUGUCUGCCAUCCAGGAAUUUCUGCGGCUCCAUUCAGAGUCCGCGGAAGAACUUAAAAGACAGUUGAACGAACGAGAGGCGUCGGCUCAGUCACCGCUGACCAGGUCGAUGACCAUCGCGGGAGAGACGUUUCAUGACCCCGAAACGGAAGGCGCCUCUCACAGUUAUAGCCAGCUGUUUUCUCCGCUCCCCGAAAUCCCCCAGGAUCAAAAUGCUGCUGAAUCGUGGGAAACUUUGGAAGAGGACCUGAUUGAACUUGGCAGUCUAGUGACUGACUUCUCUCUGGUGGUUAAUGCCCAGCAGGAGAGGAUCGACCGGAUCGAAGACCACGUCAACACUGCCACGGCGAACGUCGAGGAGGGAACCAGAAGCCUGGGGAAGGCUGCCAAGUACAAGCUGGCCGCUCUACCUGUGGCAGGUGCGCUCAUUGGCGGCGUGGUGGGGGGCCCGAUCGGACUCCUUGCCGGUUUCAAGUUGGCUGGAAUUGCGGCCGCGCUCGGCGGGGGCUUGCUGGGCUUCACCGGCGGGAAACUGAUCCAGCGGAAGCGGCAAAAGACGAUUGAGGACAUCUCCUGCAGUUGCCCUGACCUUCCCAGACGAGAUGAUGGACAGCACACCUGAAGGCCAACCGCCUUGAGCCGGCGAGACCGGCCGGCUUGCUGCCUUUGAUUUGAAUGUACCUCAGAUCCCUGUGAGCAGGAAGCGUUGCUUUGGUGUUUUCUCCUGUCGGGAACCGGAAAAGAUUUGUCCUGAAAGACUUUUCCCGAUGGAUUGCACCAGCGCCUCCAAGAAUUACUCGUUUAGACCUGAAGUCAUAGUAAAAAGAAGGUUGUGGGGAGUCUGCCGGAUUUCCCCUACUGUAUAUUUUAAAGGCUUUUUACAGCGUUCACAAAAUGCCUUCCCCCCUCCCCCCCACCCCCCGCUGGAAAACUGAAGGGAUUUUAAGACAAUAUCUUCGAGCGUAUGCCCUUUGGUGCCUCAGCGAUUCAAAACGCUUCGUGCCACACAAGUGCCCAAAGAUUCCUUUUACAGAAUGAGGGCUUGACACUUCCAGGGCUACCUGUGUUUGGGUCGCAGGGAGAGCACAGGAGAGGCUGGGCUCUGGUGGGGGGAGGGACAUAGAUUGAAGCUCACCCCUCUCGGCUUUUGUUGCAGUCCUCCUGAGUAGGUUGGCAGUGACAAUCCGCUCCCUUUUCCUCCAGAUACUACUGUUUUUGCAGGUUUUUUUUUUUUAAGAGAACAGAGUCAGGUUGGACUCUGGCUCUGUUUGAAAGUGUUACUUCAUGGGGGAGGGGGAAUCACACGGUUGCUUCAUGAAUAAAUUUCACAGGCUAUGGCCUGUCUGCAAACACCUUUUUUUACCAACUGAGGCAGAGUUUGAAGGAUCCCUAUGGGCUAGAUGCUGGUUGUAGGACAGGAGACCGCAUUUUGGUUCUUCUGAAUUCCCUUCUCCUGCCCUCAUGGACUGAGAACUGAGAGAAGGCAAGGAAACCUUGGCCAAAGACAACAGGUGCCAACCAAAGCCCCUCGCUCGGUCGGCCUAGUUCGUCACGUGGCUUUGAUAAUCUUCUGAGUAAGAACCUGAUGAUUUUGAGGCCCCCGGCUCAAAUUUUAGGAUUGCAAAAUGGUUUAAUAAAGCAAAACAAUGUUUUAUUCUUUUGACUGGA
Molecule: messenger RNA, 2197 nt
Organism: Heteronotia binoei (common prickly gecko)
Lineage: Eukaryota; Metazoa; Chordata; Lepidosauria; Squamata; Gekkonidae
Gene: STX17
Product: syntaxin 17
Exons: 8
Coding region: 84-1151 (355 amino acids)
Biological process (GO): exocytosis; vesicle fusion; intracellular protein transport
Cellular component (GO): plasma membrane; endomembrane system; autophagosome membrane
Molecular function (GO): SNARE binding; SNAP receptor activity
Source: RefSeq, a predicted model, not a curated record